Poecilia reticulata (guppy) is the source of this 1347-nucleotide messenger RNA. The record is from RefSeq and is a predicted model, not a curated record. NCBI's taxonomy places the organism in Eukaryota, Metazoa, Chordata, Actinopteri, Cyprinodontiformes, Poeciliidae.
UCGCGGGACUCUCAUGGAGGGAUGCUAACUGGAGCAAGUAGCGGCGGGAGCACGCUGACACCGCGCGUGACCGACAUGGAGGAGUUGGCAGAGACCAUUUCUCAACAGCUAUGGCUCUUGCAGUUGGAUCAGCUCAAAGAGGUCUGUGCAGAAGCUAAAAUACAAAGUGGACAUUCUGUAACGAGGCGAGCGUUAAUACGAUUAAUAAYAGAGUCCAUUGAUGCUACGGUUAAYGAUGAAGAGGAGGAGGUGGUGCGGUGCUAUCUGCAGAGAAUGUUAAAAUCAAUUCAACAGAUAUCACAAMAUUCUGAAGUUUCUGCUGAGGAGGAGGCAACGUGCAACACACCACAAAGCACCCAGGCUGUAAUGGAACAAAUGGACUUGGCCGAAAAAUACUCACAGCUCCACCUUAACAACCAAAUAUGUGGUCAGAUAGGGGAGAAAGGUCAGAAAGACAGGCUCUCAUACACGAACUUAAUGCAUCAGAUUGAGAGAGGCCUGAGUAAAGGACAUAGUGAUGUUGAAAUUAUAGAAGCUGUAAUCAAAUCAAUCAGCCCGGGUUUGAGCAUUCGUGACAUGCUUGAAAUUAAACGUGAUCUGACUCUGCCCCAGCUGAAAGCAAUUCUAAAGGGACAUUUUAAAGAGCAUAGUUCCAUGGAUAUCUACCAAAGACUGAUAAAUGUCACCCAGGACAGUCGGGAAUCCCCCCAAAACUUCCUUUUCAGGGCAAUUGAACUGAAAGAGAGGCUGCUGCUCGCUUCAAGAGAAGUAGAUGCAGAUGAGCAGUACAGUGCCGACUUCAUUCAGAGGAAAUUCCUGAGGUCAGUCAGUACUGGAUUGUUGAGUGACAACAUAAAGUUUCAGCUGAAGCUUUACCUUGAUGAUCAAGCUGUGACAGAUGAGACUCUUAUUGAAAAGAUGAAUGAGGCUGCAUGUGUGGAUUCAGAACGACAGUCCAAACAGAGGAAAAGCUACAACACUAAAAUUCCAAAAGUCAACAAGCUACAAACAGAAAUGCAGUUCAGACAGCAAAACCAGGCUGCAUCUAAUGCCAGUUUGGCAAUCCAAGAACAGUCAGCUGAAGUGGUGAAGCAAAAAAAACGUAAAACAUCAGCACCCAUCAGUUCAAGGGAGUCAGAGCUAUGUGAAACAGUAAGGCUGCUCCGAGAAGAAAUCGCUGAAAUCAAGAAAAGCAUGACCAGCUCUCAAUCUACUCACCCAGCAAAAAGGAAUGUUAAAAGGGAAAAGGAUGUGAAGAGCAUAACAGAAGUCAUCAAUGUGAACAUUGUUUUAAGUAUGGACAAUUGGGACACUUCUCUAGGGGUUGCAGGGGACCAAAAAGGUUGA